UGACUAUCAGAGGGGACUGUGUAGAGAGGGUGGCGGAUUUCCGCUUCCUGGGAAUCCAUAUUGAGGAGGACCUGACGUGGAGCGUGAACACCACUGCGCUGCUGAAAAAGGUCCAGCAGAGACUGCACUUCCUGAGGGUGCUCAGGAAGAACAACAUCACUCAGAGACUGCUGCUGUCCUUUUAUCGGUGCUCCAUUGAGAGCAUACUAACAUACUGUGUAUGCGUGUGGUACACCAGCUGCACAGCGGCUCAGAGGAAAGCGCUCCAGAGGGCCAUUGACAACGCCCAGAGGAUUGUCGGCUGCCCUCUCCUUACCUUGGAGGACUUACACAGUUCCCGCUGCACCAAAAAAAACCAGAAUAUCAUAAAGGACAUUUCCCCCCCCGGACACUCCCUGUUUGAACUGUUGCCGUCAGGCAGACGGUACAGAUCUACAAGGACAAGGACGAACAGACUAAAAAACAGUUUUUACCCCACUGCUAUAAAAGCACUAAAUGUAGCCGCCAAGGAACGCAGGGGCGAUACAGACUAAGGGACUGUGGUAACUGUGAAAUCGACAGAAGGAUGGAGGGUUGGGGUGUGUAUGCGUGCUUUGUUCGUGAUAUUUAUUUAGUUGUUUAUCUUUAUUAUUUUACCGUGUAUGUAUCGUUAGCUUUUAGAAAUGUUUGAAUGCUGCACUGACUGGCUGACAUUUUAAAUUUCGUUGUACAUGGUCCAUGUUACAAUGACAAUAAAGAAACUAUUCUAUUCUGAUCCCUUUAGCCACAAGGACCACAUCUAACUCCCUCUUAAAUAUAGCCAAUGAGCUGGCCUCAACUACCUCUGAAACAGAAGGCAUCUCAUGUGCAGCUGUUUUGAGCGGUCGAUUUCCGACCCCUACUCCUACCUAUUCUCUCUGCACAAUGAGUAAUGCUUGAAAUUUGUAGUUUCAUUUUCUAUUUUGUGAAACACCGUCACAUAAAGUGAAAGUGAAACACCCACCUAUUAACAGAAACAAGUUUAACAGCAGGAGUUUACUAUCCAGGGGACUUCGUCGGGUGAGGAGCUGAGAGCACUGACCUUUGAGGAUGUCCCUGGCUUUGAUCCCCGUCUUUCUCUUCGUUUUCUCGGUAAGAGCGACGGACUGCAGGUUUCGAGAGCCAAGGAGGGAUGGCUUGACUGAGUGCAGGAAAGCUCAAAAUUUGACCGCUCUUGAGGUUGUGCCGGGAGGCGGCUGGGACAACUUGAGGAACCUCGACCGAGGUCGAGUGAUGAACAUCAGCUACUCUCUGUGCAAACUCACCGAGGACGGGAAAUACUUCAUCCCAGACCACGUCUACGUGGUGCCCCAGAAGCAGACUAACAUGGAUAUCGUGUCGGAAAUCAUCACCAGCUGGAUGGACUACAAAAGCUCCACCAGUGCCUCAGUCAACGCUGAUGUAUCCUACCUCUCUAUCCUGAAUGCAAAGUUCUCCGCCAGCGUUGAGAGGGUCAAGACCCGACAGGUGAAGGAUAGCAGCACGACCACUAGAAUCCAGGUGAGGAACUUGAUAUACAAGGUCAAAUCCGUGCCCGAUUUCCAGCUGGACCAAGACUUCAAACAACAGCUGAUUGAGAUUGCCAAUUACAUUGAGAACAACCAGACUAAAGCUGCCGAAUAUUUCGCUCAGUUGCUGGUCCUCAACUACGGGACUCACGUGUUGACAGGUAUCGAUGCCGGGGCGAGCCUGGUGCAGGAAGACCAGAUCCGUUCUAGCUUUGUGUCCGAAAGCUGGAGUCAAAAAUCCAGCAUCAGAGCGUCGGCCGGAGUCACCUUCUUCCAGACGGUGAAUGUGGGCCUGGACACACAGUGGCAGAGCACCGACCAGUUCACCCGGCAUUACAUGAGCAACAGGACGCACUCGAGCAUCGAGAGCCACGGCGGGGUUCCCUUUUACCCUGGAAUCACCCUGCAGAAGUGGCAGCAGGAGAUCUCCAACCAGCUGGUGGCCAUCGACAGGAGCGGGCGGCCCCUCAACUUCUUUAUCCACCCACUCAACGUGCCCGAGCUGCCCGGGCCCACGGUGGCCAAGCUCACCCUGGCCAUCGAGAGGGCCAUCGCUCUCUACUACACCGUCAACACUCACCCGGGCUGCGUGGACAUCAACUCGCCCAACUUCAACUUCCAGGCCAACCUCGACGACGGCUCCUGCCAGGGGGACGGCACGAAUUUCACCUUCGGCGGCGUUUACCAGGAGUGCGCCCCGGUGUCGGGGCCAGACGCCCAGUCCCUGUGUGCCGGCCUGGACCAGAGCAACCCCCUGACCGGGGCCCACAGCUGUCCCGCUGGAUACUCGGCCAUACACCUGCACUCGGGCGUCCAGGAGGAGGGUAGGAGCCAUUACGAGUGUAACCGCCGUUGCCACACGUGUUGGCUGCUGGCGACAUGUUGCGACGACGUGUGCGGCGACGGCUACUACGUGAGCAAGGCCCGCUUUGAGGCCUACUGGUGUGCGGCGACGCCCAGCCUUGUCCUGCCCCAGAACUCGGGCUACCUCUUCGGCGGCCUGUACGGCCGAGUGUCCAGCAACGAGCUGACCCAAGACCGCUCCUGCCCCGCGGCCUUCUACCCGCUGCGCCUCCUCCAGCACCUGCGGGUCUGCGUCAGCCAAGACUACGAGAUGGGCUUCCGCUACUCGGUGCCAUUCGGCGGCUUCUUCAGCUGCGAGGCGGGAAACCCGUUGGCUGCCCGGGCCCCAGGCCCAGACUCAGGCGCCGACCCCAAGCGUUGUCCCGGCGGCUACAGCCAGCACCUGGCUGACAUCAGCGAUAACUGCCAACUCCUCUUCUGCGUCAAGUCCGGCUCCUUCAACGACCUCAAACUGGCCCCCAUCAACCUGCCGCCGUUCGCUCAGCCCCCCCUGCUCACCAAGGGCUCCACAAACACGGUGAUGGUCAUGUCCGCGUACCAGGAGCCUUGGGUGAAGGACAAGGUCACCAACCAGUGGAAGGUGGUCCCCAACUCGGACGCCCGCCGUAUAUUUGACGGGGAGAAUUCCUCCAGAGCGGCUGGGGCGGCAGCUGGCAUCUCCAUUGCCACCAUCCUGGCCCUGGUUGGCAUUCUCUGCCUUGUCUUCUUUAUCAAGAAGCGACUGAGGCAGCGCAGAUACCAAGCUCGGGCUGUAGAACAUGAAGUGAUAUCCACAACCAACUCUGACUCUGAGAUCAACACACUUGGCUCUCCUGAUCCCCACACAGAUGCCUGAGUCCCACUCCCUCCUUGAUCCACAACUGCAAUAAGGACUGCAGAGCCUUCCUACAUUCACCCAUACAACCGGCAGAGAAUACCCAAUAACAUUAAGCAGUACGUUUAUGUUCACAAUAGACAAAACAAUAGACAAUAGGUGCAGGAGUAGGCCAUUUGGCCCUUCGAGCCAGCACCGCCAUUCACUGUGAUCAUGGCUGAUCAUCCCCAUUUUUUCACCUUUAUUAUUGUCACCUGUACCGAGGUACAGUGAGAAGCUUUGUUUUCCAAUGUUUGGAUCAUGUUUUCCAAUCAAAUCAUAAUACUAUACCUAAAUAUAAUCAAGCCAAACUCUAGUACAACAGGCACAGUGAAGGGAAAGAUACAGAGUGCAGAAUAUGGGGAGAGGAUUGCAGGGGAUAUGGGGAGAAGGCAGGAACAGGGUACUGAUUGGGGAUGAUCAGCCAUGAUCACAUUGAAUGAUGGUGCUGGCUCGAAGGGCCGAAUGGCCUAAUCCUGCAUCUAUUGUCUAUAAUAAUUGAAUGAACAGGGGUAAUCUUUAGACUAUUGGUUAUUUAAGGAGAAACAGAAAGAGAGAGUAAAAUGUGUGGGAAAGAACUGCAGAUGCUGGUAUAUAAACGAGAUACAUACAAAAUAGGCACAAAAAGAGUUAGAUUUAGCUCUUAUGGCUAAAGGAAUCAAGGGACAUGGGGGAAAAAUCAGGAACGGGGUAAUGAUUUUAGAUCAGUGGUUCCCAACGUGGGGCGUACGCCCCACAGGGGGGCAAUUUGAUUUUUAAGGGGGGCAAUUGAGCGCGACUGAGGAGGUCUGGGUCCAAAUUUUCGAUUUUUAUUUUUUGGGAUUUUCCAUCAGGUAAACAUAUGUAGUUUAUGUUUCAGAUGUUAUUUUGAGUAAAUAUUUUUUUUGGGGUAAAAAAGGUCUUUAUUGUGUAGUUAUUACAUAAUCACCGCGCCAUCGCUCUUCAUGCAUGUCGCACGAAGCGCGCGAGGUCAAGGGAGUUCACUUUUUAAAUGAUAAGAAUUAUAUAUCACCACAUGGGGGGGGGGCAUCAGGAUUUUAGAGGUGAUUAGGUGGGGCAUGGGCAAAAAAAGGUUGGGAACCACUGUUUUAGAUGAUCAGCCGUGAUCAUAUUGAAUGGCUGUACUGGCUCGAAGGGCUGAAUGGCCUAUCCCUGCACCCAUUUUUCUAUGCUUCUAAAUGCUGGAGUAAGGCAGCGCGACAGGCAGCAUCUCUGGAGAGAAGGAAUGGGUGAUGUUUUGGGUUGAGACCCUUCUUCAGGGGUAGAUUGAAUUUGAAAUUCACGUAUUGGAACAUAAACAGAAGAGUGGAAUUGGAUAGGGAUAUUGAAGAAGCCAAAGACACAAUGCUGGAGUUAAUCAGCGGGUCAGGCAGUAUCCCUGCAGAGCAUGGAUAGGUGAUGUUUCGGGUCGGGACCCUUCAUCAGACUGAUUGUAGGGAGGCGGGAAAGAAAGCUGAGAGAGGAGGGGCAGGAUAGAGCAUAGCUAAUAAUGGGGGAACUUGGGCAUGGGAGUUGAAAUAAGUCAUAUUGGUUCUGAUCAACACAGGCACUGUGACCUGUUUCUGACUGAAAGGUUUAUGUGAUUUGAACUGCCUUUUUGCAAACCUGACUGACUUGUUGACAAUUUUGUGGUUUCUUUGUGCCCUUUUGAACCUAACACAGAACAUGAUGCAUUAACUAUCAUUGUGACUAACAUUACCAGUAAUUUUAUUAAUUAGAGUAACUUACCUGAACUGGUGCUACAAACUGAAAAUGUAGCCAUGUAGAAUACAACUGUAACAUUGAGCUAUAAAAACAAUAAAAUAUUAAAAUCCA
Molecule: messenger RNA, 5058 nt
Organism: Leucoraja erinaceus (little skate)
Lineage: Eukaryota; Metazoa; Chordata; Chondrichthyes; Rajiformes; Rajidae
Product: macrophage-expressed gene 1 protein-like
Exons: 1
Coding region: 1069-3225 (718 amino acids)
Source: RefSeq, a predicted model, not a curated record